Messenger RNA from Otolemur garnettii (small-eared galago), 436 nucleotides. RefSeq names its product O-acetyl-ADP-ribose deacetylase MACROD2. Bases 8 to 397 code for a protein of 129 amino acids. The record is from RefSeq and is a predicted model, not a curated record. The transcript is spliced from 4 exons. NCBI's taxonomy places the organism in Eukaryota, Metazoa, Chordata, Mammalia, Primates, Galagidae.
CGGCAACAUGUAUCCCAGCAACAAGAAGAAAAAGGUGUGGAGAGAGGAGAAAGAACGUUUACUGAAGAUGACCUUAGAGGAGAGACGUAAAGAAUACGUAAGGGACUUUGUUCCCCUGAACACCAUUCUGUCGUGGAAGGAGGAGAUGAAGGGCAAGAACCAAAAUGAUGAGGAAAAUACUCAGGAAAUAUCAGAGGUGAAGAAAAGUUUGAGUGAAAAAGUUUCUCUGUAUAGAGGUGACAUCACAUUGCUAGAGGUAGAUGCUAUAGUCAAUGCGGAAAUUGCCACAGCCACCCAAACUUUCAGCAGCCACAACCCUGAUCAGUCAGCAGCCAAGACCUUCCACCAGAAAAAAGAGUAUGACUUGAAGACUCAGAAGAUCAUUAGUAUUUAUUAGCAAUAAAGGAUUUUAAUCAAGGUAUGUGUUUUGUUUUCU